AUGGAGUACAUUUCUUUUCUGGUUGAGACUGGAGUAACUUCUGUGGCGGUGCAAGCAUUCACCGGAACCUAUGGAAUAAAUUAUGGAAGAAUUGCAGAUAACAUCCCUUCAUCUGAUAAAGUUGUUUCUCUGAUCAGGGCAGCAAAGAUGAAGAAUAUGAAAAUAUAUGAUGCUGAUCAUGAUGCCAUCAAGGCUUUCAGAGGGACAGGGCUUGAAUUAGUGGUGGUGGCACUUCUAAAUGGAUACCUGCAAGCCAUGAGUGCCAAUGAUGAUCAAGCAAUGAAUUGGAUUAAAGAAAAUGUGCAGGCAUUCCUUCCUGAUACACUCAUCCGUGGGAUUUGUGCGGGCAAUGAAGUAUUAGGUAUGGCUGAAUUUGAAUUGUGGGGAGCUCUUGUGGGUGCAGUUAAAAACAUCUACAAGGCAGUAAAGAAGUUACAACUAGCUGAUUUAGUUCAGAUUACCACUCCACAUGCACAGGCUGUUUUUGUUCGUUCCUGCACAUUUAAAAAGACUGUUAAGCGGAAAUACACGAAGCCAUUUUUGGAGCUCUUUGCGGAAAUCGGGUCUCAAUUCUGUUUAAAUGCUGCCCCUUUCCUUGUCUACAUGGCUGAUCCAGCAAACAUUGAUAUAAAUUAUGCUCGUUUCGAAUCCAAAUACUAA
Prunus armeniaca (apricot) is the source of this 660-nucleotide messenger RNA. Lineage: Eukaryota; Viridiplantae; Streptophyta; Magnoliopsida; Rosales; Rosaceae. The record is from the annotation of a GenBank genome assembly.